Mesocricetus auratus (golden hamster) is the source of this 318-nucleotide messenger RNA. RefSeq names its product ubiquitin-conjugating enzyme E2 variant 1-like. Lineage: Eukaryota; Metazoa; Chordata; Mammalia; Rodentia; Cricetidae. The record is from RefSeq and is a predicted model, not a curated record. The transcript is spliced from 2 exons.
AUGGCAGCUACCACAGGCUUGGGAGUGAAAGGACCUUGAAAUUUCUGACUGUUGGAAGAGCUGAAAGUAGGUCAGAAAGUAGUAGGUGAAGGCACAGUUAGCUGGAGUCUAGAGGAUGACGAAGACAUGACACUUACGAGAUGGACAGGGAUGAUAAUUAGGCCUCCAAAGGUGGAUCCAAGGGCCACGACAGAGCUGGCAAAGUGGCAGAAUUCCCACAGCAUCAAAGUCAUCCUGCAGGUACUUCAGUGCCUGAUGAUGUCAAAAGAGAACAUGAAGCUGCCACAGUCACAAGAAGAACAGUGUUACAGCAAUUAG